Messenger RNA from Metarhizium brunneum ARSEF 3297, 2133 nucleotides. RefSeq lists its product as uncharacterized. Lineage: Eukaryota; Fungi; Ascomycota; Sordariomycetes; Hypocreales; Clavicipitaceae. The record is from RefSeq and is a predicted model, not a curated record. Gene Ontology annotation, molecular function: pyrimidine nucleotide-sugar transmembrane transporter activity. Gene Ontology annotation, cellular component: Golgi membrane. Gene Ontology annotation, biological process: pyrimidine nucleotide-sugar transmembrane transport.
AUGGUUAUAUCAAAAAAUGCAACCAGUCUUGCGCAAGGGAUAGCUUCCGUCUUGCCUCAAAGGCUUUGGUAUGCCGUGUACAGUGCCGCUGCCCUUGUCUUGAUCCAGGUCGGAAUAGGCAUCGUUCUGAAAGCCGCGCAAACCGACAAUCAUUAUGCGUUUUCACCGUCGUCAUCCGUCACCAUCUCCGAAUUCUUGAAGAUGCUUUUGGCGAUGGGCUUCUUUUAUCGCGAGUGGGCGGCAAAAGUGGCACAAAACGCAGGGCGAGCCUAUCUGCCAAUUUCCACAUCUCACGACUCUUUUCCACUGAGAUAUGAGAUGGAAAGGCCACUCGAGGAAAACGACAAGCAACGCGAGAUGGGGGACGAGGCUCUUCCGCAAAACGGGCUCUGGGUAGAUCCUUCUUUCUUGACAGCCAUAAGGAAGGAAGUAUCUACUGAUAUCGCGUUUGGCCUGGGCCUCUUGUCGCUUUUCUACGUACUUAUUAACAACUUGGUUUUCGUCAGUUACCAAGUUGCCGACCCGGCGACCAUCUCAUUGACCAAGAGUGGUGUAACGUGCAUCACGGCUUUAGUCCUAAUGUUCACGCUCAACACAAAAAUCACUGGCACCCAGUGGCUUGCUAUCGUCCUGCAGGUUUGCGGCUUACUCGUUACACAAUAUGAUCCGACGGCCGGUGGUGUGUACUCGGUCGGAGUAUACCUCCUCCUGAUUUUUCAAGUGUUUCUGAGUGCAGUAUCUGGCGUUGUCAAUCAAGGCCUCCUGCAAGCGAGCAAUGCCAGCUUACAUGCAAGCAAUAUCAUCCUGUACGGCUCUGGUGCAUGGAGUAACUUGCUGUGCCACGUGCUCUUGAGAGCUACCAAGCCAGAUGAACCGGGCUUUUUUGAGGGUAUUCUGCUCCUGGCAUCGCUUGCGCCGCUGAAUCCUAACGACGAAGCAGAUGCCAACGCAAUUGUUAAAUGUCUCGCAACGGCCAUUGCCACGGCCAUACUCAUCUUUCUCUCGCCAAUGUUUUUUGGAACGACUUUCAACUUCUUGAUCGUCCCUGGAUCGAUAGUCGUGUUUGGCGCUUCAUGGCUGUACGCGAUGAAUCCAACACCAAAGCCCAACAAGAACGGCUCGCAUGCAAGCAACUCCCAACACCGCCCUUGGACCUCCUCACUGCUGAAACUGCGGAGAUCCUAUCUAGUCCUGUAUGGAAUAGCUCAACUCAUCACUUUGGCCAUGAUAGCUGCCAUGUCCAUGUCCAGUUUCUCGGCUUCUGAUGCGGUCGGCGGUGCGUCUGCGGCCGUCACCUCACCGUUCGAAAAGACACUCGCGUUCGUUCGCUGGAACGGAGCGCGCCCGGAACGCAUCCCGCACGUUAUGAAAUACAAGCCUUUCUUCCAUACUAUGCACAUCUCCAUGCCGAACGAGACGACUCCAGGGCUGGGAUUAAAUAAAACAAGCCUAACGGAAGACGCGGCCAAUAUCACUCCCCUCAUCUACCGCCAAGUGGCGUUUACAAUGCAAGUCAUUUUAGAUACACAGCCUGAGAUAACGGGUCUUUUCUAUUUUCAUUUCGAUUCUUGGAUCGACCCCCUUGCGUGGAGUGAUAUGAACUUGGAAAACAUGUACUUUCCCUUUUUAACAGACAAGACCAAAGAACCGUUUACGAUAUGCAUGAGUGACACCGCGAAGCAGGGCUGGUGGGGGUGGGAUAGAGAUGUUCACCAAACCGCAAUGAACGCAGCCUCGGCAGCCAGGUCAAGCCCCUUGACCAGAAACUACACAGUAAACGAUCGUGAGUGGUGCUUAGGAUGGAGCGAUAUAUAUUACAUACCGAGACGUUUCUUUCAAGAUUACAUUCGCCUCUCGGACGUCUUCUCAAACCCCCAGUUCAAUGUUUUCCACGAGGUGGCAAUACCAACCAUCGUCCACAUCAUCGAUAAUAGCAAUCGCAAAAACCCUCACGUUCCAGUCGUUAAUCACAUUAGCGAUUGCUGGGGUGACUGCUGCAGUUCGAACCCUUCUGUGGACGAUGUACUUAGGUAUCCUUGUGGGCAUCGUCUGGACUAUCUCAAUGAGAUGGUAACGGAGGCUUUCUAUGCGAAGCUAGCUAGUGAAGCAUCUCUAUUAAGAAGACGCAAAUAG